CCGCUAGCAAAGCAGCAGUAUUUGCUCAUUGUCCCGGCCAACAUCACCGUUGGGACUGGGCCAGGAAUAUAAUGUCGUUAAGGACUGAAACCUCUCUUUGAAUUUGCAAUGUUCGUAUGGAACGCGGAAGCGAUGAGUGGUGUCAACGUCUUCAGCUGAUUCUCGAUAUAAGUCUUCAACAUCCGUCGAUGACAUCAGCCCCCGAGUGGUUCGAUCACAAACAAUCAACACAUCAUCAGCGACAACUAGUCCUAGCGUUGCCUUUGUUAUAAGCAGAGCGAUUACUGUGCAGACUUCCAUCACAGUCGGAGAUCCUGCACAAUGAGUGAGCAACACCCAAUAGCACAUCAGGCAGGUCCCGCCAUCACUACCGUUGCCGCCAGGUUACUCAAAUUCAGCCCAAGUGCCUGGCUCAAAUCAUGGCUUCUCUAUCUGGGUAUUCAGACACACGUCGGGACUAUGACGCAGCCGGAGAUGAAGCCGCUUCACAACAUCUGUGAAUAUCUUCAUGCACUUCACAUCUAUACCGAUGAAGCGCGGCGUGGAGAGGUGAGGACGGUUAGUGCCCAUCACUUCUGCUCGCAUGUCGCGAAAGAUCUACGGCAAUGCUUGAUCUACGAUUCGUGCAAGCCAGAUGCCCGUCUCAUUGGUGUCGAGUACAUGAUUCCGAAGGAACGAUACCUCAAGCUUGAUCCAGAGGAACAAAAGUUGUGGCACUCUCACGAGUUCGAAGUCAAGUCUGGUAUGCUCGUGCUCCCAUAUCCCGAGUCUCAUCGACACCGCAAAGACGCCUGGGACGAGCUGGAGACCAAGGCCAUGGAGGAAGUGGUCAAGCUUUACGGAAAACUCUAUCAUUUCUGGGAAGUUGACAAGGGCGAUGAGUUGCCACUAGGCUUGCCCAGAGUGAUGGGGUCAUUGACAGAAUUCAAGCAACUCGACGUCGACAAAGCCAUGGCACCCAGAAACAAGGAAGAAGGCAUAGAUCAGGCGAAGAAGCGGGAGUUGAGAGAACACAUCCCCUUGCCUGGUGUUCCACCAACUGCAGACAACUGGUGGAAAGAGGCCAAGGAGAACAAGAGAGGUAUCUAUGCAGAUUCUUAAAGGAUCCGUUGACGAAAGAGAGGGCUU
Exophiala viscosa is the source of this 1128-nucleotide messenger RNA. RefSeq lists its product as uncharacterized. The coding region runs from base 322 to 1101 and encodes 259 amino acids. The transcript has 3 exons. Lineage: Eukaryota; Fungi; Ascomycota; Eurotiomycetes; Chaetothyriales; Herpotrichiellaceae. The record is from RefSeq and is a predicted model, not a curated record.